AAUAAUGCAAAAUAACUAAAUAUCCCUUCCAAAACAGCCACAAAAAAUAACAAUAAUAUAAUACCCUCAUUCUGUUCUUUCCCUCUGUCAUCACUUGAUGAAAAAAGCAGGCAGUUUCACUAGGAAUAUGGUCAUGUAAUGUUCUAAUUAUAGAAAAUUGGGGCAAAAGGUCCCACACCCAGAUGAUAAAAAUAGGUGAAAUUCAACACCCAUCUGCAAAAUUUCAUUUUUUUCUACUGCAACAUAUCAUAUGAUCAUCUUUAUUAUCAUCAAUAAUAAUAAUAAUAAUUAAUAAUAUUAUGAUUUUGUUUUUCAACUAUUUAUGAUUUUGUUUUUCAACUAUUCAUAGUUGUUGUUACUCUGCCCCCCUUUUGCUUGCUUGGCUUAGGUUUUAAGUUGCCAAAUCAUUGUCUUUUUUUUUUCCUCUUUCUUUCCACUGGAAUCUUCAUCUGAAAGUUCUUGUUCUAUUUUUUUUUUUUUUAAAUGAUUUUGGGUAUUGUUGGAAUGUGGGAGCUCAUGAUUCUUGAUUGUUGUGUUGGUGUUUGAUCUGGUUUGGUGAUUGGGUGUGUGAUUGAAGUGGGUUUGUUGGUUGAAUAAUCCAUGGGUUCAUCAAGUUCAAUGCUUUUUGCAAAUUCUUUGAGGUUUUGAAGGAAGAGCUUCAAAAGAUUCAUGGGCUGGAUAAAAAAGAUUCUUAAAGGGUUAAGUUCCAGCAAUAAAUAUUCCGGAAAACAUAAUGGGAGAUAUGAUAAGUAUCCUCAAACUACAGGGGACGCGUUGUCAGACUUUGAUAGCGAAGAGAUUGAUCGCGCGAUAGCACUUUCACUUUUGGAAGAAGACGCGAAAAGCGUUGUUUCCACUGUAGAAGAAGAUGGUCAUGACGAUGAUGAUGACGAUGAUGAUGAGGAUGAUCACUGUGAACAUGCUGAUCAUCAUGACGAUGAAGAUGAUGGCGAUGAACAUGAUGUCUUUGAUGAUGAAGAUGAUGAUGAUGAACGUUCGGUUUCAUCUGUUGAAGAAGAUAAUCAAAACCACACGAUUUCAUCUCCGGAAGAUGAUGAAACAGAAUCAAGUUACCUGUCAGACGAAGACAACAAAGGAAAAAAACCAAUCAAUUAUGAAGAUGAUACAGAGGAUGAUGAACAGCUUGCGAAAGCUCUUCAAGAAAGUUUAAAUAUACCCUCACCGCCACGAAACCACCCCUCACCGCCACGAAACCAUCCAUCACCGCCAAGAAACCACCAUGAAAGUGUAUUUCCGCCUGUGUCAUACUUCUAUCCCAGCGGAUACAGGAUAUGUAUAGGUUGCAAUACAGAAAUCGGGCAUGGGAGAUUUUUAAACUGCAUGGGAGGACUAUGGCAUCCCGAGUGUUUCCGUUGCCACACGUGCAAUUUACCGAUUUCGGAUCACGAGUUCUCCAUGUCUGAAAAUCGCCAGUUUCAUAAAUCGUGCUAUAAAGAACACCAUCACCCGAGAUGUGAUGUCUGCAAGCACUUUAUUCCAACAAAUGGAGCGGGUUUGAUCGAAUACAGGGCACAUCCGUUUUGGCUACAGAAAUACUGCCCGUCACACGAGCAUGACGGGACCCCACGAUGUUGCAGUUGCGAACGAAUGGAAGCACGAGACACAAAGUAUUUGUUACUAGAUGAUGGUAGGAAAUUAUGCCUGGAGUGUUUGGACUCUGCAAUUAUGGAUACUCAUGAAUGCCAACCACUUUACCUUGAAAUUCAAGAUUUUUAUGAAGGAUUAAACAUGAAAAUUGAGCAACAAGUACCAUUGUUGUUGGUUGAGAGACAAGCUUUAAAUGAAGCCAUGGAAGGUGAAAAAAAUGGUCAGGGUCAGGGUCAUCAUCACAUGCCUGAAACCAGAGGACUAUGCUUAUCAGAAGAACAAACCAUCAGCACUAUAAUAAGGCGACCAAAGGUCGGGGCAGGGCGGAUAAUGGACAUGUUUACAGAGCCAUAUAAACUAGUUCGUCGAUGUGAAGUGACUGCUAUUCUUAUCUUAUAUAGUCUCCCCAGGUUAUUGACCGGUUCGAUACUGGCUCAUGAAAUGAUGCACGCAUGGCUCCGGCUUAAAGGAUACUCUAAUCUUCCACCUAAAGUCGAAGAAGGGAUCUGUCAAGUACUGGCUCACAUGUGGCUCGAGUCAGAAAUCAUGGCGGGAUCUGGUGGUACAAAUAUUGCUUCCACAUCAUCGUCGUCGUCUUCUUCAUCCGCGCCUGCUGGUGAGUCAUCGAAAAAGGGAAAAAGAUCAGAUUUCGAGAAGCAACUUGGUGGAUUUUUCAAACACCAGAUUGAGUCAGAUUCGUCUGAAGCUUAUGGAGAAGGGUUCAGAGAAGGCAACCGAUCCGUCGUCAAAUAUGGCCUCAGAAGCACCCUUGACCAUAUUCGACUUACAGGAACAUUUCCAUUAUAGUUUAAAGUGCAAACAAAUAUAUUCACAUUUGAAACUACAGAAUUGUUCAUAAACAUAAACAUAUAUAGAGACACACAUACAUAUAUAUACGUAUAUAUCUAUAUAUUUGUGUAGGGAAAAAGGAAUAUGUAUAGAAAAAAAAACAUGUGUUGUUUGUUCAAGACCUCAACUGCAUGCUAUAUUCUGUUCUUGUUGUUUUA
This is a messenger RNA of Helianthus annuus (common sunflower), 2615 nucleotides long. RefSeq names its product protein DA1-related 1. NCBI's taxonomy places the organism in Eukaryota, Viridiplantae, Streptophyta, Magnoliopsida, Asterales, Asteraceae. The record is from RefSeq and is a predicted model, not a curated record. Bases 670 to 2415 code for a protein of 581 amino acids. Gene Ontology annotation, molecular function: ubiquitin binding. The transcript is spliced from 10 exons.